Molecule: messenger RNA, 1966 nt
Organism: Priapulus caudatus
Lineage: Eukaryota; Metazoa; Priapulida; Priapulimorpha; Priapulimorphida; Priapulidae
Product: tetratricopeptide repeat protein 38-like
Exons: 9
Coding region: 7-921 (304 amino acids)
Molecular function (GO): protein binding
Source: RefSeq, a predicted model, not a curated record
CCCGGGAUGUACGCAUUUGGUCUUUGUGAAACUAACGACUACAGUCAAGCGGAGAUGUAUGCACGAAAGGGCCUGGAGUUGAUUCCUAAGGAUGGGUGGGCAACGCAUGCGUUGGCUCACGUCUAUGAGAUGCAAGGAAGGAGCCAGGAAGGCAUCUCGUUCCUGAGCAGAACUCUCGACAAUUGGACGGCCUGUAGCUACCUCUCAUGCCAUAAUUUCUGGCACUGGGCGCUUUACCACAUUGAACGCGGAGAAUACACGGCUGCUCUCGACUUAUACGAUGGUGUGGACGUUGGUCACGACAGAUGGGAGGCCGUUUGUGAGCACUGCCGGCCGCACGUAGACGAUCACACGCUGGUGUUCAACGACUGCCACUACCUCGUCGCUUUUCUCGGUGCAAAACGCAGAGACUACGCCGCCAAGCUGAUCGAGUCAGUGAAGAAAUUCGCGGACGAGUACGCACAUCGUGGCCAGUCGCAAAUCAAAGUCUACACUGAAGUUGGGGCGGCAAUAAUGGCGGCUCUCGUUGCGUAUAACGACGGUCGCUACAGUGACGCAGUGGAAACACUCCAUCCUCUGCGAUACGAUGUCUUGAACAUCGGUGGCAGCGAUGCACAGGCGAGUUUCUACACUGAAGUUGGGGCGGCAAUAAUGGCGGCUCUCGUUGCGUAUAACGACGGUCGCUACAGUGACGCAGUGGAAACACUCCAUCCUCUGCGAUACGAUGUCUUGAACAUCGGUGGCAGCGAUGCACAGCGGGACCUGUUUAAUCUAUUCCUCAUACAUGCUGCACAGAAGUCGAACUUGCGCCAGCAUCACAACUUGGCGAGGUCUUUGUUGAUGGAGCGUAAUGCGUUAAAGCAAGAAUCGCCGAUGUUGGAUCGUCUACUGGAAAACAUGAUGGAUCACCAUGUCAAAUGAUGACAGGUCACCCUAGACAUAACCCCAAUCCUAACUCCGCCCUAACACUAACCAUAACUCUGAACUUGACCCUAAUAAUAACUCUGACCCUGACCUUAAACCAACCGCUAAAUCUGAUAAUGACUCUAACACUAACCCUGACUCUGAACCUGAUCUUGACCCUGGCCCUAACCCUAACUCUAACCCUAUCCAUAAACAUAACUAGAACCCGUAAACUAACACUAAUUAUAACCAUGGCCUGAAACAUGAACCUAACCCUAACCCUAACCCUAACCCUAAGCAUGACCUUUAACCAUAAGGCUAACCCUAACCCAACCCUGUCUCUAACCCAAACCCUACCUAUUACCCUAACUCUACUUUUAACGCCAAUUCUAGCCCGAACCCUAGCCCUAACCCUAACCAUAAUCAUAAUAACCAUAACAAUAACCCUAAUCCCAUCCCUACUAAUACUCGUCCUAACUCUAACCCUAACUCUAGGUCUAACUCUAACAUAACCUAAACCUUAACCACUCUAACCACAUAUUCCCUAGCAUUGAAAGCUCUAGAUAUACAAAAGAAUAGAUUGUUAUCACAUUUACUAAUACGCCUCACUGCCAUACCAAAUGCUUGUUUAUAUUAACUCUUGAAGUAAUGUUUGAUUUAUAACACACAGUGAUAUAUAUUCGUCAAAUCAAUGCUAAAUCGUUCACUUAGAUUAAACGACAGUAUUACGCUGUUUUAAUCGUUGUCUAUCGCUAUCGUGUUAUGACGAGGCGUGAGUCUUAGCGAAACUUCUUAUGCUUACACAAGUUGUACAUAGAUAAAUUGGCUUGUAAUACUAAAAACAAGAGAAAAAUAUAUAUAAUUAGUUUUAACCCCUGAUUUUGAUCGUUUUGAAGUUAUUCAACAUCACGUUUUUAUAAUUAUAUCUUUAAUCUCACUCACUAAUUGAUCUACGAUACUCGCUAAGAGAAUUAUACACAUUUAAUUUUCCAGAGAUAUUUCGUUGAAACUGACAAUUUAUAGUAGGCCUACAUUCUAAUAAAAUGCACGUUUGUUAUUGUUA